Molecule: messenger RNA, 2178 nt
Organism: Guillardia theta CCMP2712
Lineage: Eukaryota; Cryptophyceae; Pyrenomonadales; Geminigeraceae
Exons: 20
Coding region: 1-2178 (725 amino acids)
Biological process (GO): photosynthesis
Cellular component (GO): phycobilisome
Source: RefSeq, a predicted model, not a curated record
AUGGUGGCGACGGCUCGGUGUUUGGCCAUGGCCGUCGCGCUCAUGGCGGUAAGCAUGGGGAAUUCUGAACGACUGGACUUGGAGGAUAAAGGAGGAUCAAGAAGGUUCAACUUCGAUCUGAGAGGAACAAAGCCGACCAUGCUCAGGAGCGCCGAGGCCAGAUCCUACCCGCGGCUCGGCCUGCCAUGGGACCGAGGUAUGGGUGAGAUGGUGGCAGUCAGAACUUUUACACCAGGAGAACAAGAGGUGAUGAAGUCGGGAGAAUGGAGUGGGCGAUCGGCAACCUUGCUGGCGUUCUCUCCCUCCAACAGAUUUUGUUUGCCUCGGAAACGGUGGGGAAUGGGUGGAACUCGGAAUCCUGUCUGCAAGCAGAAGAUUUGUGCUGGUUUGAGAAAGUGCAAGCCGCAGGAAAAUGUUGGAAAAUUUCUUAGCUUCGUGAUGAGACCAUGGGAACUGUUCUCUCUGAGACAGAAAUCCUCUGAUUACGAUGAAAAUGGAAAAAAAGAUUUGAACGAUGACAACCAAAUAGGUAGCGACGACGAGGAAGACGUGGAGGAGGAGGAGGAAGAUGAGGAAGAUGAGGAAGAUGCGGAGGAAGAUGAGGGGGGAGAUGAGGGGGGAGAUGAAGAUGUCGAGGAGGAGGAGGAGGAGGAGGAGGAGGAGGAAACUACUGGUGAAGAGACUGAGGAGGAAGAUGGAAAUAGCAACGAGAACACGGAUGAUGGAGGAGAUGACGAAGAAGGUCAAAUGGAUUAUGAAAAUUCCGAAUAUAUUACGGAGGACAAGUUUGUAGAUUACAACAAGGAGCUGACGUCUGAUGAACUAGAGGAAUUGUUCAUGGCUCAAAACGAUGAUGAGCAACUCGAACUGAUCAGGUCAGCGAGAAGAUCGAUCGAUCAUGAAUGCUUCCACUUGCUUACCUUGCACGCUGGGCUGAUAGAGCAAGAGUGGAGAUGGCAAACAAAGACGCGACAGAAGAAGAACUCCAGCGUCGAAAGGAUCGUCAACUAUCAGCAAGAGGCUGCGGAGUUGGCAAAAAGACCCAUGGCUGAUAUGGAGAAACUGCAUGUAGAAGGAAUCGACAUGAAGAAUUACGAAGAGUCUCGCACGUAUGUCACUGCGGAAGACAUCGAUAUGCUCGUCUCAAAGAACAAGUUGGAUCCUCAGAAGGCGGAAGUCGCCCGAUUGUUGGAGGGAUCCGUCCUUGAUGUGAUGCAGCCUGCUGUGAACGACUUGGAAGCGGUGCAUCCAGGCUUCGCUCGGGAAGGAGGAUCGAUGUACAAUGUGGUCCAGCUCUUGGGAGAUCUAUCUCAGACCUUGAGAUUGCUGCAGUACUCCAUCAUCUGCGACCAGACCGACUGGACUCACCCAGAGGGUCUCAAAAUCUUCGGAAGGAUGCUGAAGGAGGCCGAAACUCGAUUGGAGCCAAUCAUGGAUCUUCUGAUGUUUGCUGCGGAAAGAUUCAUCAAGGGCGGGCCUCCCCAAACUCGAGAUCUGUUGGAGCGGCAUAAGGACUCGCUGCUGACGAAACUUCGUGUCGCUUACGAUUCGGAGGAGAAAUAUCGUCCUCCGCCUAUGGACAUGUCCAAUCUAUCGAAUGUCCCAGUGGACCAAGUUCCGCUCUCAGCGAUAUGGGACGAUCCGAACGAGAAGGAUUUAAUCUACCACCUCAAAGAGAUGCGCGAGAAUCAGCAGAACGUCACGAGCGAUCAACACCCGCUCGCUGAUCCUAAGGCCUGGAGGGAAUGGGUGGAAAGCGCGGCCUUCGAAUCCUACAACGGGAAGGCACUCAGCCUAGAGGAGGUCGAACGUGACUUGGCCGAGAUAACGGAUUUCAACACACCUCAGUCCGACGCUGACAGGAGAUGGCUGGAGAGUGCAGGAGUCGUCGAUGCCCGAGGCGACCUCGUCACCAAGGUAAACAGAACCUUCUGGCCAGACCCCAUGUACGGCAAGCCGAAGGCCAGCAGGCAGAAGAAAGGGAACAAGAAAUCGGAAGACGAGGACGAGGACGAGGACGAGGACGAGGAGAUGGAGGAGUCAUAUGAUGGAGAGGAAAAAGAAGGAGAGGAGGAAGGAAGUGAAGAUGAAGUGGAGGUGUCCGAGAUAGACAGAAUCAUGCGAGGGUCAAGGAGCUCUUUGAAGGUCGGAUUGGAAGAUGAUGAGGAAAGCCAAUGA